UUAAUUCAGUGCAGUUCGGAUGUAUUUAGGAAACAGCGUGGUGUUUGAAAUCCGAUCAAACGCGAUUUAACCGCUUUGUUGAUCUCCAGCUACGUUCUUAAGAAUGAUUCCCUCGAAAUCGAAGAAAAGCGAGUCCAGGCGUUCGUCGAUUCUUAAGCCAUGUAAGCCGCGACAACCACUGCAAAACGUCAACUUUGAUUCUUCAUUCAAGGAAAACAGUCCAACAGCAUCAAAACUCAAGAGAGUUAGUUUUGCUGAGAAAAAAAGUGUUAAAGUUUUUAGAGAGUCUUGUCACUCUACCGAACAAGGAACUGUAUGGGAUAAUACAUAUGAAGAACAUGAUUGUAGCUCCAAAGGAUCUUCUCUAACAGAUUCAAACGCAGAAACUGAAUUACGGAGGAAUACAACAGGAUGCACUGUUGAAAGUGAAACGUAUUGUAAACGUAUUAGCUUUGAGAGUCACUCAGAAGACUCCAACUUAACCAGAAGCAAUCAGCCCCAUGAGUCUGUCGCAGGACUCGACGCAGAAGAUGAUGGAUGUGAUUUGGACUUUACUAAUCCAGUUGACUGUACAGAAGGCUCUGGUGGAGAAUCUCAACUUGGAAACACAUUGCCACGUCAGAAUGCAUCUCGUACAUCCACAACGUCAAAUAGUGCAUCAUCAGAAAAUGUAUAUAAUGACAUGGAUGAACAGUGUGUACUACUGUCCGAUCAACACAGGCAGAGCAUUAAGGUAACGUUGAAAGAUAUUACUAUACACAGGGAUUCCGAUGAGGAGAACGGCGCAAGUGGUGCUGGCGACAAAUGCCUCGAGUCGUGCAACAACAAAUCGGAAUCCGAUGAAACUCUGUGCGCUCAGGAUUUGUCUAUGGAGCUUACUGCUGUGAUACCCACGUGUUUGCUAUCUUCGCGUUCGUGUACAGAAGAGGGAAAAAGUAUGCAGAAUAACGAUGAAAUUGUAUCUCAAAAUGAUAUGAACACGAGUCACGCUUAUGCCGAUUGCAAUAAUGUGUCGAUGGAAAUUACGCAAGUCGUACCGACGCUUGUGAAGUCUGUUGAUUCUGUUGUAAAGCCUGGUGGAAGCUCAGCAAUACAGAACUGUGAAGAUGCAAAGUGCCGCAACACAAAUGAUAUUCAUGGUAGCACGACGUUUCCAUCAAACUUACAGUCCAGUAUUGCUGCAGAAAAUAUUGUCUCUGAACAGAGUAAGGAUGGAGGUCAUGCUAAAGACACGAUGGAAUUAACGACUGUGCAAUCAUUUAGUGUAAACACAGAUGUGUGUCGUAUAAAUAACACGGUUUGCAAUACUUCAAUGGAAAUGACUGCUGCUAUACCGUCUAGAACGCGUAGCAGAAGUAUUCCUUCACAUUCCUCCAAUAAAAAUGUAAUUGGAAAGUCUGAUUUGAGAAAGGAUCAAACUGAUAAUACUGAAUUUUCUAAUAAUGUAUUAACAGUAAUGACAAAGCCUGCAAUAAAUAUCAUACCACCGACACCUUCAAGCAUUUAUAGUAAAGAGACUCCAAGUGCAGAUGGCUUGAGAGAUGAUGAUAAAACUAUAUUCUUUCAUAAUGUAUCCGUGGAUAUAACUAAGACAGUAUCGUUGAAAAAUAGACAAGAAAAUACUGAUAUGAUCAUAUCUAAGUCAUCAUCCAAGGAGACUUCACACAAAGGCAAAGACACAAAUGAUACAACUUGUUUUAAUGAAAGAACUAAAUUGUUACACAAAUCCAUGGAACUUACCGAAGCUGUUCCGGUUUCUUCAUAUCGAGAAAGAACGCGUAAUAUCGCUCAUUCGCAAUCUAUACAAGAAAAUACACACGAAAAGAAUAAAAUUGAUGGAACUGAAUAUUUUAAUAAUUUACCGAUGGAAAUGACAAGAAUUUGUGAUAAAGAAAAUCUAAGAAAAAACGACUCAACAGUUGGAGAUAAUAGAACUAUGGUCUUCCACAAUGUAUCCAUGGAUAUGACUAAGACAGUAUCGUCGAAAAAUAGACAAGAAAAUACUGAUAUGAUCAUAUCUAAGUCAUCAUCCAAGGAGACUUCACACAAAGGCAAAGACACAAAUGAUACAACUUGUUUUAAUGAAAGAACUAAAUUGUUACACAGAUCCAUGGAACUUACCGAAGCUGUUCCGGUUUCUUCAUAUCGAGAAAGAACGCGUAAUAUCGCUCAUUCGCAAUCUAUACAAGAAAAUACACACGAAAAGAAUAAAAUUGAUGGAACUGAAUAUUUUAAUAAUUUACCGAUGGAAAUGACAAGAAUUUGUGAUAAAGAAAAUCUAAGAAAAAACGACCCAACAGUUGGAGAUAAUAGGACUAUGGUCUUCCACAAUGUAUCCAUGGAUAUGACUAAGACAGUAUCGUCGAAAAAUAAACAAGAAAUUACUGAUACGAUUGCAUGUAAAUCAUCUCAGAAGAAUUCACACAGAGAAAAAGAUAUGAAUGAUUCAACCCGUUUUAAUGAAAAAACUAAUUUAUUACAGAGAUCUAUGGAGUUUACCGAGGCUGUUCCCGUUUCUUCAUAUCAAAGAACAUUUAGUAUCAUUCAUUCCACACAGUCCACAGAGAGACAUGCACCUGAGAAGAACGAAACUGCUGGAACCGAGCUUUGUAAUUUGCCGAUGGAAAUGACAAACAUUUGUAACAAAGAAAAUUUAAGAAUGGAUGAGUCAACAUUUAGAGAUAAUAGAUCUAUGCUCCACGACGUAUCCAUGGAAAUGACCAAGGCAGUGUCAUCGGCAAAUGGAAGAGAAAUUACCAAUCCGGUCGCUUGCACGUUAAUAUCUAGAAAAGAUUCACAUAGGGCGAAAGAUACGAAUGAUUCGACAGGUUUAAGCGAAAGCAAUAAAUUGUUACACAAAUCUAUGGAAUUUACUGAAGCUAUUACGACUCUUCCGUGUCACGAUAAAACAUUAAGCACUAUAGCACAGUCUUCGUCUCAAACGAUGUCAAAAACGUAUUUUCCUGCAGAAAGUUCUACGGAAUUGGUACUGCAAAAUGAUGCAGAUACAAACAAAACGGUUCAAAAUAUAUCAAUGGAAAUUACUGCUGCAGUUCCAUCGACCUCGCAUCUUACGCAAGACGUAGCAGCAAAUCAAAUAAAUAAUUUACUCAUUUUUGAAAGUAGUGAAUUCCAGAAUGCAACAACAAAUAACGCAGCAGAAUCGAGGAAGAGCUUAACAGAAGGAAAUUUCAAAGUUCUAAAAGAAAUUCGUGUUGAAACGGCAGAUGCGUGCAAUAAAUUAUCUAAUAAUGCUGCCGUUGCUUCAUCUUCAAGUAAUCUAGAUCAUUCGGCAAAUACUACCGCAAAAAUUGUCGCUGGCGUAAAAAGAGUAUCGGAAAGUGAAAAAUCGAGUCCAAAGAAGAUUCGCAUUUCUUAUGCAGAAUCCCAAUCUUCUCGAGAAAAUAACGUGCAUUCAUCGCACGAGUCCAAUGAUAGUGUAAGAAAUAUUGGAUGUGGUGAACAUCUUACAGAGAAUACAAUUAAUCUCGCACAGAUAUCCGAAUCAAAUCUCAGGGAUGGUUCAAAUAAAAUUAGCGAGCGUAGUUUUAUAAGAAAGAGUUUGUACCUGGAAAAUUGCACGGAGUCAAUUAAAUUGUUACACAAAUCUAUGGAAUUUACUGACGCUAUUAAGACUCUUCCGUGUCACGAUAAAACAUUAAGCACUACAGCACAGUCUUCGUCUCAAACAAUAUUAAAAACGUAUUUUCGUGCAGAAAGUUCUAUGGAAUUGAUAUUCCAAAAUGAUGCAGAUACAAACAAAAAUAUAUCAAUGGAAAUUCCGCCGUCGUUUGACUUUGACAGCGAGAAAGAAAACUCUUUUCUAGGUAUUUGCGAAGAUCAGCUUGGAACCUCAACGAUCGUCAAUCCUCUACUAAACAAACCUGAGGACAAUAGUUCCGAUCGACUAACAAAUAUUACAGAAUCCGAAUGUUCAGCAGAAUCGAGGAAAGAGCAAGAUCAAGAUGAACAUUUUACGAUUUCAAAGGAAAAGGAAGAGUCAAUAAAUACAAUAAAUAUCGAGAACGAUCAGACAGAAUGCUGCUCCAAAAAUAUCCUGACGCAUCAGCAAGAUGGAUAUAAAGAGGAUCAGGAAACUGAUUGGCAAACGAUCACAAGGGUCGCUACGACAAUUAUCGAUAACAGCCGAAAUGAUGAAUCAAGUUGCUGCGCGAUAGAGGAGCAUAACAGAAAAAGCGUACUAUCAACAGUUAAUCCUGGAGGAAGCGUUCCAGAAACAGAGGAUCAAAUAACUGAAAAAGAAUGUAUCGAGGAAGAGACAAAUGAUGAUGCAAAGCUAAAGAGGAAUAAUAUCGAGAACAAAGAGCGAUGUUCAGAUGGAGAAGUAAGCUUGAGGACGGGACAGUGCGUUGAUCAUCUCAAUAUUUCUACCAUCAAAAGAAAAACAAUAACUGAAGAUCCUUUAGAUCCCGAGGAACAUUGUAGAGAGAAUUUAAAUGAUGGAGUAAAAGUACAAACAAUGGAAUGGAAGGAAGAAAAAUCUGCAGACGGAGGACUUGAAACGGAACAGUGCAUUAGCACGAUUGAAGACGAUCGAGAUCCGUUCUUAUCAUUAUCUCAAAAAUUGGAAACACACGCCGAAAGCGAUGAUUGCAUCUGGAACGUUCAUCACAAGAAUGCCGACAGAAAAAUAAUCGUACUUGGAUUCAUGGCAAAUUCGUUGUUAGUAGCAACGUUCUUAUCAGACGAUAAUCUUAAUUGCUCCGGAGAAGGUUCGCUGAAAGAAAUUAAAGCAGUCUCUCUCGUUGCGGCAGAUAGCUCAGACGUGUUUGUAAAACUAGUGCAUAAAUUGAUUCUGGAGAAAGUAAACACGCAAAUACUCACGCAUCGGUAUAGAUCUCAGGAGGACGUUUUUCCAAUGCUAGAUUUCGUUACGCAAGAGGUGAAACUGGCGAUGGACUUCAUGUUCGAUCUGAAACGUUUGGAAGUUUACCACUUGAUGGAGAUUACUUGCGAUGAAAUUGAAUUUGCGGUUCGAAGUAAACAAAUGGACAUAAUACUGAAAGUCGCGGUCAAAGUUAAGCGUUUUGAUAAACUCACUUCAAGUGAUGUCAGUGUUCGUUGUUUAUUGGGUAGUACGCUAAUAAACGAAUCAGAGGUUAAAUACUUGAUUAAAAAUGUAAAAAAGGAUUGCAAGUUCUUAAAAAGAUAUAUGAACGACAUUAAAGAUUAUAUCGAUAUAAUGGAAGAGAUCUCCAAAUAAUUCAACAACCGAGGAAGAACCUUCAAUUUGUCCUUUGUCAAUGUAACGUUCACCUUUUACAACGUGUUAAAGUUGGAGUACAAAUAUAUUUUUUAAUCAUUACAUAAUCA
Messenger RNA from Ooceraea biroi (clonal raider ant), 5334 nucleotides. RefSeq names its product MATH and LRR domain-containing protein PFE0570w. The record is from RefSeq and is a predicted model, not a curated record. Lineage: Eukaryota; Metazoa; Arthropoda; Insecta; Hymenoptera; Formicidae.